CUACCUUUUGCUGUUCUUAUGGAGGGGUAUCGUGCAGCAAAUGUUCUGUAAAGGGUAUAAUCAUCCACUUCAGGUGUCAGGUCUCCGACCCAUAAUGAGAAUUCACGAUCAAGAGACGGUCGCCCUGUAGUUCCCGCAUGAUUCAACUUGAACCGGACAGGCUUUUCCCUCACUGAACAAUCAGCUCAUCACUCCUUGGCCAUGGCAAAAAUUUCCUGGAAACAAAUUAGAUACUGGCCUCUCUUCAAUAUUUCCAAGAAGAACCACCAUGACAAGACUAUUUAAUACCAGUCUUCUUAUUGGAAAGCAACAGUUGAAACAUAAACAUGUGACACACAAUGCAAUACUGCACGAUAAGUUACCCAAUGAAUGUAAUAAAUUUCAAGAACAUAAAUUAGCACAUAUUGCCCAGUUGCAUUAUAAUCAACAAAAACUAGUGGUAUCCACAACUUACAACAGUUAACUUACCACUCUUAUAUCCUUUAAGAGUAGACCAUCACUCCAUAUAUUUUUUAUAAAAUAAUGAAACUGCAGCCUACCAAACGAAUGAAUUACACUUGCAAACAAAGAAUUAGUUACACCUGAUUCCUAUUAUUUAAAUAACAGAUUAUGCUAAUGUUUGCUGAACAUAAUUCAAAAAUUAAUGUAAUAUAACAAGACUUAUAUAAAAAUCUUAAAGUAAUAAUAAUAAUAGUAAUACCAAUAAUUCAGAAUUUUGUAAUACCACAAUUAAUUAAUCCAUUAACCCAUUUAACUGUUAAAUGAGACAAAUUCUUACGUUUAGUUGGAUGACGCUGAAAAUGAACAAAAUUUCUUCACAGUAAAGGGCAAUAGAAAUCAAUAUAAUUUAAAGUACAAGAGGAAUAAUUGAAGUUCUUAACAACUAACAAGAUGUAAUAAGAUAUAAAGUUAUAUACAUAUACAGUACAUACAGGAUUGGUUGUAUUUGGAAUAAGUUUCCCAUUUAGUUUGUGCAUGGCAUUUAGAGCAGCUUCAUCAGUUGAAAAGUGUACGAAGCAAUACCCAGCUGGUUCGCCUGUAUAUUUAUUCCUCAUUACUUUCACAUUCUGAGGACUUUCACCCAUCCUUUGAAAAGCUGUCAUUAUAAAACUUUCAGUCAUAUAAGGCUCCAAAUUACCCAUCCACAAUUGACAAAGUAGGAAACCUGUAUUAGAUGUCAUAAUAUGCAACGUCCAAAGCGUUAUUGCACUGAUAUCUCACGCUCCCUUCCACACGAAGUAGCCCAAGAAUUUUAUUGCAAUAACCGUCUUUUAAAAUCGCCACUGCUGGCGCCAAACUAACGCAAGAAAAAUGUCGACCCAGUCAUUAAAACACAGUGAUAUACCUACAUACAUAUAGACACUAAGCACGCGCCGACAACGCUUUGCACAGGUUGCUUUGCAAUCGCAUUACCGGUACCUCCCACUGCCCACUAAAGUUGGCUAGUGUCUGUCUGGCUGAGUGCCUGAUAUGGUACUUCAGCAUUUCGUCGCAGCGAACCAAUAGAAAUGGUCAAAGAAUCUACAUUAGCUUCGCACCAGAACAUUUCCGAAC
Gryllus bimaculatus (two-spotted cricket) is the source of this 1554-nucleotide messenger RNA. The record is from the annotation of a GenBank genome assembly. NCBI's taxonomy places the organism in Eukaryota, Metazoa, Arthropoda, Insecta, Orthoptera, Gryllidae.